AUGCCAGAAUUACACCGCCUUCACCACGCCAGCCCCUCCAUCCGCCUCGUGCCAUCCGCCUUUGCCUCUCUUUGCCUUCUCGCCUCGCUCCAUCCGCCAGCAGCGUCGCCUAAGCGGGUGCUGAUCGCUCCAUCCGCCAGCAGCAUGUCUCUUCCAUCCGCGCGUGUCUCUUCCAUCCGCACGUGUCUCUUCCAUCCGCGCGUGUCUCUUCCAUCCGCGCGUGUCUCUUCCAUCCGCGCGUGUCUCUUCCAUCCGCGCGUGUCUCUUCCAUCCGCGCGUGUCUCUUCCAUCCGCGCGUGUCUCUUCCAUCCGCGCGUGUCUCUUCCAUCCGCGCGUGUCUCUUCCAUCCGCGCGUGUCUCUUCCAUCCGCGCGUGUCUCUUCCAUCCGCGCGUGUCUCGUCCAUCCGCGCGUGUCUCUUCCAUCCGCGCGUGUCUCUUCCAUCCGCGCGUGUCUCUUCCAUCCGCGCGUGUCUCUUCCAUCCGCGCGUGUCUCUUCCAUCCGCUCGUGUCUCUUCCAUCCGCGCAAGUCUCUUCGGCCCACAAAGUCUCUUCGAUCCGCGCAAGUCUCUUCUGUGA
Molecule: messenger RNA, 576 nt
Organism: Closterium sp. NIES-65
Lineage: Eukaryota; Viridiplantae; Streptophyta; Zygnematophyceae; Desmidiales; Closteriaceae
Source: the annotation of a GenBank genome assembly